UUCAUGGCUGUUUUCAUAGAAAAUACAGGGGAAAGUUGAGAGUUCCAGUCCAUUGUAAAUUCAUCUUUGAGGCCCACUUUUUGACUGUUAGUCUAAAAUAGCAGUGUAAUUAUUGAGUGGAAUGAUUUAAUUAGGGGUUUAAUUUGUCACAAAAUCUCCAAGAGGGGUUCACAAAAUCUCAACAAUCCUAUUCCACUCCCUCCCCACGCACCAUAAGUAUAUAUUAAAUAUUCCUCACCAAUCAACAUCCUUCACUCCUUUUUAUCUCUUUCCCAUGACCAAACCAAAAUCUGUGAUGAAUAACAUGAACCAUCACCACAGAAUAUUAAUCAUAAAGUUCUUUCGGAACAUAUUUUGUUCUCUUUUUCGCUUCAUUCUUGACCAAGAUCGAUAAUAGUCGAGUGACUUUUUCGAUUUUUUUUUUUAAUCGUAUUGAAAUUGUUACCAACACAUGGAGUUGUGUUUGUAAUGGCUAUGAUUUCCCACAUGGGCUGUACAAGAAUCGGACAUGCAUGUUGCUUUUGAACAUGCAAACAUCUCCUUUGCCUACAAAGAUAGAAGCCAGCCAGUCAUCUUCCAGUGAAAGUCACCCCCUUCCAAAAAAAUAUAUAUAUUUAUACUAUAAAAAAAGAAAAAAAACUGUUUAUUUAUUUAUAUUUUAUAAACCACCAAUUUAUAUGCUCUCUGUCAUUUCAGAGAAUUUUGCUUCUCGAACUCCUCAUCCACUUGGCAUUCCAAGAUAAGUUUCUUUUAUCUCUUUCAGGCAUAUUUCAAAACUCAACCACAAGAGGUUGGAGUGUUAAAAAAGAUUAUCCACUGAGUUUUUCCCAUUAUGAAUAUUAAUCUAUUAAUCCCUCCUCCAAAAAUAAAUAAAUAAAUAAAUAAAUAAAAAUUGCAGAGUUAAAUUAUUAAUUAUUAAUUCCACUACUCACAAAUUUAAUAAAAUUUCCAAAAUGGGUCUUGUUUGAAACCAAACAAAUAUGGGAUUGUGGCAGUUAAAAGGAACCAAUUUUCAAUUACCUUCACUUGUACCUCAAGAUAAGAUAAAAGAGGUUUGAAAAUUUUGCCUCCCUCAUAUACCAUAUGUUUCUUCUUGUGAUGGAUGGAUAUAUUAUGAAAUGAUUUUAGCUAAUGGUCGGAAAAGUGAAGGUUUUUAAUUAGAACAGUCGGCCCCUAACUUUUCUUUUCUUUUCUUUUCUUUUUUUUCCUUAAAACAAAAAGAAAAAGAAUUUUCUUCUUUCUUUUUUCUUUUUUUUCCUCGAGCAGUCCUUGAUAUCUUGAGACACGUUCCUUAAGAGGACGGCAGAAAAAUUUCUGGGUGGCAAUUCCUGUAUGUAUAUAAACCCAUUUCCCCAUUCACUCUCAUCAUUCCAUUUUGAGAAGCUCAUACAAAGAUAUAUAUACAAAAUAUCAUAGAGGAGAGAAGAAAAGAGGAGUCAUUUACUCACAAUCAUUCAUAUAUCUAUCUAUCUAUCGUUUCUUAGUUCUUUCUUUAUCCUAAAAAUACAGAUAGAUAGAUAGACAGCAAAAAGAAGAAGAAGAAGAUUGUGGUAACUAAUAAACCUAGCUAUGUGUAACCCAAAACCAUCCUCCCCUAAUAAUUCCUCAUUUCUUCCGUACAAAACCAAUUUCAUGACCGCUCCCAACAAGAACUUGGACAAUAAUAAUCAUAAUAAUCAUCAUAUUAACAAUCUUCUCAAACCUUCUGAUGAUCAACUGACUCAACUUCAUAGAUUCCCAACUCUUUCCGAGGCUGUGGAAGAAAUGAAGGAAAUAGGGAAGAUUUCAGGUCCAACAGCAAUAACAGGGCUACUUUUGUACUCGAGAGCUAUGAUCUCCAUGCUUUUUCUUGGCCACCUUGGAGAACUUGAACUUGCUGCGGGUUCUCUCUCUAUUGGUUUUGCUAACAUCACUGGCUACUCUGUUCUUUCUGGAUUAGCCAUGGGAAUGGAACCCAUUUGUGGCCAAGCUUAUGGAGCUAAACAAUGGAAACUCCUUGGUAUUACCCUUCAAAGGACUGUUCUUCUUCUUCUUACUUCCUCUGUUCCCAUUUCUUUCAUGUGGCUCAACAUGAAACGAAUCCUUUUAUGGUGUGGCCAAGAUGAGGAAAUCUCUACUGUGGCUCAAACCUUCAUUCUCUUCUCAAUUCCUGACCUCAUUUUCCUCUCCCUUCUUCAUCCACUUCGUAUUUACUUAAGAACUCAAAGCAUUACUCUCCCAUUGACAUACUGCUCUGCUCUCUCUGUUUUGCUUCAUGUUCCCCUGAACUUCCUCUUGGUUGUGCAUUUCAAAAUGGGGAUUUCUGGUGUAGCCAUUGCUAUGGUCUGGUUCAAUUUAAAUGUCUUCUUGUUCCUUGUCUCUUUUGUUUACUUCUCUGGAGUGUACAAAGAUUCUUGGGUUCCUCCAAGUGUGGAUUGCCUCCAUGGAUGGACUCCUUUGCUUUCUCUUGCAAUUCCCACUUGUGUCUCUGUUUGCCUUGAAUGGUGGUGGUAUGAAUUCAUGACAAUGCUCUGUGGACUUCUUGUUAAUCCCAAAGCUACAAUUGCUUCGAUGGGGAUUUUGAUUCAAACCACUUCUUUAGUAUAUGUUUUCCCUUCCUCUCUCAGUCUUGGUGUCUCCACCAGAGUUGGUAAUGAAUUAGGGGCAAAUCGACCCGCCAAAGCUCGCAUUGCUAUGAUUGUCUCACUUGCUUGCGCCGUAGCGCUUGGCGUGGCGGCCAUGGUAUUCACCACUCUAAUGAGACACAAAUGGGGCAGAUUUUUCACCAACGAUGCCGAGAUUUUGGAACUUACAGCAGUGGCAUUGCCGAUCGUGGGUCUAUGCGAGCUUGGUAACUGCCCUCAAACCACCGGCUGCGGUGUACUGAGAGGAAGUGCUCGACCAGCGACCGGAGCAAACAUAAACUUAGGAUCAUUCUAUUUGGUGGGUUUUCCAGUGGCGAUUUUGAUGGGGUUUGUAGUGAAAUUGGGAUUUGCAGGGCUGUGGAUUGGAUUACUUGCGGCUCAAGGUACAUGUGCUUUGAUGAUGUUUUAUGUACUUUGCUCAACAGAUUGGAUGGUUCAAGUUGAAAGAGCGAUGCAACUAACAUUGGCUUCUUCUAAUUGCAACCCGCCAUUGUUGCCAAUUUCAGCUUCUUCUUCUUCUUCUUGUUCAGAAGAUGAUGAAGAAGAUGAUGAUAGUAAAGAUGGAAGUCAGAGUAUGAAAAAGAUCGAAAAUUUGGAGCAGAUUUUGUGCAGUAAUCAUGAAACCGACCCUCUCAUACCCACUCCUACUAAACAAACCACUGUUCAUUAAGUUUUCUCUUUCUUUUUUCUUUUUUCUUUUUUUCUUUUUUAAUUUUCUAAUUUCUGCCCCCUCAUGAGGAGUCCUUGAUGUGAAAACCAAAAUUUAUUAAAUCGACCCCACUUGUUGUAGA
Molecule: messenger RNA, 3415 nt
Organism: Benincasa hispida (wax gourd)
Lineage: Eukaryota; Viridiplantae; Streptophyta; Magnoliopsida; Cucurbitales; Cucurbitaceae
Gene: ZF14
Product: MATE efflux family protein
Biological process (GO): xenobiotic detoxification by transmembrane export across the plasma membrane
Cellular component (GO): membrane
Molecular function (GO): antiporter activity; xenobiotic transmembrane transporter activity
Source: RefSeq, a predicted model, not a curated record